This is a messenger RNA of Phalacrocorax carbo (great cormorant), 393 nucleotides long. NCBI's taxonomy places the organism in Eukaryota, Metazoa, Chordata, Aves, Suliformes, Phalacrocoracidae. The record is from RefSeq and is a predicted model, not a curated record.
AUGAACUUCUCCAAUGUGGAUCCUUCCCACAGUGUCAAGUUCUUCACAAACCGCUUCGGGACCCUCCAGCCCACACACAUGGCCUGCUACGACCUCUGCCGCCCCUGCGGACCCACCCCGCUGGCUAACAGCUGCAACGAGCCCUGUGUCAGGCAGUGCGAGGACUCCCGCGUCGUCAUCCAGCCCUCCACCGUGCAGGUCACCCUGCCAGGACCCAUCCUCAGCUCCUUCCCACAGAACACCGCCGUCGGAUCCUCCUCUUCGGCUGCCGUGGGCAACAUCCUCGGCUCCCAGGGAGUGCCCGUCUCUUCCGGCCGCUUCGGCUACGGCUACGGCUAUGGCUUUGGAGGCCUGGGCUGCUACGGUGGCAUAAGGGGCUGCUACCCCUGCUAA